AUGGCGACAACCUCCCUGCCCCCCUCGGCGGUCGCGUCGAGCAGCGCCCACGCCGUCGUCGCCUCGGGCUCGACCGUCCAUCUUGUCACCGGCGACAAGGUCGCUUCGGCCAGCAGCGCCGAGGACGCCAAGCAGGAGCUCGCCGGCGUCAUCCGCAAGGUCGCCAUCAGCGCCGAUGGCAAGUACGCCGUCACGGCCGGCGAUGACAAGAGCCUGCGUGUCUGGGAGCUGAAGGAGAAGCCUGAGCUCGUGUCUACGCGCCAGACGACGAAGCGUGUCGCGGACAUGUGUUUCGACAAGGACGGCAACAUUGUCGUCACUGACAAGGUUGGCGAUGUCUUCAGCUACCCGUUCGAGCCCCGUGCCGUUGAGAACCGGCCGCAGGGCUUUGUCGUCGCGUCCGACCCGAGCCUGAACCCGGACGGCGACCUGUUGCUCGGCCACGUCUCGCUCAUCACGCAGACGCUCCUGACGCCUGACAACAAGCACAUCGUCACGGCCGACCGUGAUGAGCACAUCCGCGUCUCGCGCUAUCCGAAGGCGUAUGUCAUUGACCGUUUCCUCUGGGGUUCCGAGGGAUUCGUCUCUGCGAUCCACAUCCCGACGUCCCGGCCCAACCUCCUGCUCUCUGGCGGCGGCCAGCCCACCCUCCAAGUCUUCGACUGGACGAGUGGCGCUCUCCUGGGCCGGAUCGACAUUCUCGCCGCCGUGUCGCCGUACCGCGCCAUCCGCCCGCCGACGCGCAAGAUCAAGGGCAAGCGCAAGGCCGUCGGGUCCGACAGCGGGCUGAUGCCGAGCGACGACCCCGCCGCUGCGGGGUGGUUCACCGCCCCCGAGGGACACAUGUACCCCAUUGGCCAAGGGGUGGCGAUCACGCAGAUCGGCUCGGUGGUCGUCGACGGUGUGACGGUGGUGCUGUUCUACUCCCGUGGAUCGAGCGCGCUGCACGCGUUCACGCUGAACGAGGACGGAAGCGCCGGCGCCAUCCAGACGGCGAGCUUUGCCCACCCCGUGCUUGGCUUUGCGCCCGUUGGGGCCCAGAUCCUCGUCACGCUCGACAACACGCACGCUGCUAUUGCGUCCGCUACGGUCUCGGCUUCGCCCGUGGCGCUCGUGUCUGUCGCUUCUGACGGCUCCCUCUCGUCCGCCGACUCUCCCCUCCUCCCCGCUCUCUCCGAGUCGCUCUCGACUCCCUCUCUCCAGAUCCCCGCCUCAGAUGCGGCAAAGCUCAACCUCUACGGCGACCUGCAGAUCCUCCCCCGCCGGCCCGGCUUCGAGGAGGACGAGGCGCAGGCCGGCGAAUCCUCUCUCCCCGCCAACGUCGACGAGCUCGCGCCUAAAAGGCUCGGAAGACUCAAGGCGCAGGGACACGAUGUGCAUAUUCCGGCCAAGAAGAGGAAAAAGAGCAAGGGCGAGAAGAAGCGUGAGCGCAACGCUGCUGCUGCUGCCGGCAAGAGCGGAGGCGAGACGAGCGAGGCUGCUGGCGACGAUGAGGAGAGCGCCAUGAACGCUUAG
Molecule: messenger RNA, 1515 nt
Organism: Trichosporon asahii var. asahii CBS 2479
Lineage: Eukaryota; Fungi; Basidiomycota; Tremellomycetes; Trichosporonales; Trichosporonaceae
Product: tRNA (guanine-N7-)-methyltransferase
Exons: 3
Coding region: 1-1515 (504 amino acids)
Biological process (GO): RNA (guanine-N7)-methylation
Cellular component (GO): cytosol; tRNA methyltransferase complex; nucleus
Molecular function (GO): tRNA (guanine(46)-N7)-methyltransferase activity; protein binding
Source: RefSeq, a predicted model, not a curated record